GCAGAGGAACAACGCGAGGAAGCGAUCCAAAAAAAACCCACCAUGAAGUUCUUUAUGAUUGCAUCGUUGACUCUAUUGGUCGUAAUGGCUGUUGACUCCACGGAUUACGAAUCUGAAGAAUCCAAGGGACUUGGCGGAGGUCUGGGCUUAUCUGUGGCUGAGAGUGAUUCUGAAACAUUUGGGCAUAGUCGUGCUAAAAAAACUGGAGGCGGUGGUUCUGGCGCCGGGGCUGGUAGUGGCUCUGGGGGUGCUGGAGGCGGUGGUGCUGGCGCGGGGGCUGGCAGUGGUUCUGGAGGUGCUGGAGGCGGUGGUGCUGGAGCAGGUGCUGGCAGUGGUUCUGGGGGUGCUGGAGGCGGUGGUGCUGGAGCAGGCGCUGGCAGUGGCUCUGGUUAACUGUUUAAUUAAAUCUUUGAUUUAUUAAUAAACAUUUCCAUUUAUUUA
Melitaea cinxia (Glanville fritillary) is the source of this 441-nucleotide messenger RNA. Its product is annotated as glycine-rich cell wall structural protein-like. The transcript has 3 exons. Lineage: Eukaryota; Metazoa; Arthropoda; Insecta; Lepidoptera; Nymphalidae. The coding region runs from base 43 to 393 and encodes 116 amino acids. The record is from RefSeq and is a predicted model, not a curated record.